This is a messenger RNA of Chelmon rostratus (copperband butterflyfish), 1635 nucleotides long. RefSeq names its product hyaluronidase 3 (gene hyal3). Bases 90 to 1433 code for a protein of 447 amino acids. The record is from RefSeq and is a predicted model, not a curated record. Gene Ontology annotation, biological process: carbohydrate metabolic process; hyaluronan catabolic process. Gene Ontology annotation, molecular function: hyalurononglucosaminidase activity. Lineage: Eukaryota; Metazoa; Chordata; Actinopteri; Chaetodontiformes; Chaetodontidae. Gene Ontology annotation, cellular component: acrosomal vesicle. The transcript is spliced from 7 exons.
AGGCAGCACUAAGUUCAGAGCUGUUUGACAGGCAGGCGUUUGGCUUUAGCGUCUCUCUCUUGGAAGGACACGUCUGUGGGUGAACAGCCAUGGUGCUGUCUCACCGCCUCCUCCCCUUUCUCCUCCUCCUCCUCUUUCCCACUCCCAUCCCCUGCACCUCGGUGUCACAAGGCCCCUCAUCCGCUGUGGCUGCAGCAGGUCCCAUCCUGGAGGACCGGCCCUUCGUCGUGGUGUGGAACAUGCCCACGGCACAGUGUCAGAGACGCCACGGUGUCCACCUGGACCUGGGAGACUUCGACAUCGUGGAGAACAGACAGCAGCGCUUCCAGGGACAGAAAAUGACCAUCUUCUACCGGGACCGGCUGGGGAAAUAUCCAUACAUCUCCCGAGACGGCAGCAAAGUGAACGGAGGGAUGCCGCAGCUCGGUGACCUCUCAGCUCACCUUUCCCUUGCAGCAACGCAGAUAUCCAGCGCGCUGCAGCCAAACUUCAGCGGUUUAGCCGUAAUCGACUGGGAAGAGUGGCAGCCAUUGUGGGAGAGAAACUUUGGAACCAAGAUGGAGUAUCGGAGGCUGUCCAAGCUGCUGGUGAGACAGGAGAGACCGGAUCUGUCGGACGGGGCCGUGACAUCGUUGGCGAGGCAAAAGUUUGAGGAGAGCGCCCGGAAGUUCAUGGAGGAGACGCUGCGGUCGGCGGUCACAGAUCGUCCCAAUGGACUGUGGGGGUUUUAUGGCUUUCCCUCCUGCUUUAAUAAGCAUAAGAGAAAGACAGAUAAAAGCUACACAGGAAGCUGCCAUGAGGGGACCAAAAAGCUAAAUGACCAGCUGUCCUGGCUCUGGCGUCAGUCCACGGCCCUGUAUCCCAGCAUCUACCUGCCCCAGAGGCUGGCGGGAUCCAUGGACACGGCUCUGAUGGUCAGACACAGACUGCUGGAGGCUUUGAGGGUGGCAUCAGUUUGGCGCCAUGGCAACAGUACCGAUCAUGCCACACCAGUCCUUCCCUACGCCAGGCUAGCAUUCACACACACUCUCAACUUUCUUAAUAAGACGGACCUGGUGCACACACUGGGGGAGAGCGCGGCGCUGGGAGCUGCUGGAGCAGUGCUGUGGGGGGAGCUGAAAUUUGCUAGAUCCAAGCAUCAGUGCAUCCUUCUCAGAGACUACAUACACACCGCCUUGGGUCCCUUCAUCCGGUCGCUGAGGUCUGACACACACCGCUGCAGCCUCCAGCUUUGCCACGGCAACGGACGCUGCGCCAGGCGACGCCCCAGCUCUGGUCACAUGGUCACCUCCGGCCCGGCUAUGACCUCUGAUCCUUAUCAAACCAACCUCCUCACGGGCUCCUCCAGUGGCGAACCUUUUCACAAAAACUUCCUGUGUCAGUGCUACCCGGGCUGGACCGGGCAGGAGUGUCAGGACAAGAAGAAGAAGUAAGCCAGAUGUUUCAGUCAGCGCUCGUGGAAGACCAAAUAAAUUUCUGUGGAUGUGAGGCCUCCACGUCAAUAAAAUGAAUGUAUUGGCAGCCCCUUGUACUAAUGUAAAAACUUAAAUAAGUAUAACUAAUAAAAGGCUGCCUGCUGCCUCUGAAUGUUUAAAUUGUGGUAGUUAUACUCACCUGAGUCAUGUAAUAAAGCAU